Phalaenopsis equestris is the source of this 1414-nucleotide messenger RNA. Its product is annotated as chromatin remodeling protein EBS-like. Bases 254 to 922 code for a protein of 222 amino acids. The record is from RefSeq and is a predicted model, not a curated record. The transcript has 5 exons. Gene Ontology annotation, molecular function: chromatin binding. Lineage: Eukaryota; Viridiplantae; Streptophyta; Magnoliopsida; Asparagales; Orchidaceae.
CUAAGCUGGAGGCAAGAGACUGUUGUUCUUGGACGCGCUCAGACUGAGCUAUCCUGUUAAAGUGUAAUUUAUUCCAAGAAAAGCUAGGGUUGGAGCUCCAUUCGCAGUGUCUGAGCUCUCCUCACCAACACCGCGGAUUCGCCGAGAAAGUUCGAAAUAGAAAGUGGAUCAAGUGCGCCUUGAGUGUGUGGGAGAGAUUUGACUUGGAGCUUGGUUCACUGGAGAAGGAGAAGUUCGACGGCGGCAGUAAUCGAUGGCGAAGACGAAGCCGGGGAAGAAGGACCUCGAUUCCUACACCAUCAAGGGAACGAACAAGAUCGUGCGCCCGGGCGAUUGCGUGUUGAUGAGGCCUUCCGACUCUGACAAGCCUCCGUACGUGGCGCGAGUGGAGAAGAUCGAGGCGGAUCACCGUAACAACGUGAAGGUGAAGGUUCGAUGGUAUUACCGACCAGAAGAGUCGAUCGGCGGUCGACGACAGUUCCACGGGGCAAAGGAGCUUUUUCUGUCCGAUCAUUAUGAUGUCCAGAGCGCACACACUAUCGAGGGAAAAUGCGUUGUUCACUCCUUCAAGAACUACACUAAGCUCGAGAAUGUUGGGGCAGAGGACUACUUCUGCCGCUUUGAGUACAAGGCCUCCACCGGUGGUUUCACUCCUGACCGUGUCGCCGUGUAUUGCAAGUGCGAGAUGCCUUAUAAUCCGGACGACCUCAUGGUGCAGUGUGAAGCAUGCAAGGACUGGUUUCAUCCUUCUUGUAUGGAAAUGUCCAUAGAACAAGCCAAAAAGCUGGAUCACUUCGUUUGUUCAGAUUGUUCCUCUGAAGAUGAUGCCAAAAGGUCUCCAAAUGGCUAUCCUGUUUCCCCAGUGUCGGGGCCUAAGGGACAGGGACAGGGUCAGGUUGAAACAAAGAGGAGGAAGAGGUAAUCAGCCUUCAAUGGGGCUGCAAUGCAUGUGGCGAGCCAUCAGAAUCGUGCCAGCUUUUGCUAUUUAUCAUCCUUUUGUUGGUAAUAUGGAAUUGGUGUACAGUUGCAGAAACCGGACUUCUUUGUGUGAGAGAGGAAGAGAGAGAGAGAGAGAGAGAGAGAGAGAGAGAGAGAGAGAGAGGUAAAAGAGAAGGUGAGUUAAGUUGUUAAAGCAUUAAUUUGAGUCUUCUGAGCUUUAUUUUAUGCCUCUUUUCUCCAUGCAAAAAAACUGUUGUUUUAGCAGCCUGUUUUUUAUUCAGACUGUUCCUGUUAGAAUAGUGAGGGAUCUGAUGGCUGAUGCUGCUUUUCUUGAAACCCUAAUGUUAGUAGUGGAGACCUUACCCUUGUAAAAGCGUGCUGUUAGGUGAUUAGAAAUCCUUGUAUUUACUUUGAAAUUAUUGCUUAAAUUAUUCAGGCUAUCGCUAAAUGCACUUCACUUGGAUGCACCAUCUGG